Hirundo rustica (Barn swallow) is the source of this 3006-nucleotide messenger RNA. It is a transcript of the gene FPGT, whose product is annotated as fucose-1-phosphate guanylyltransferase. The record is from RefSeq and is a predicted model, not a curated record. Lineage: Eukaryota; Metazoa; Chordata; Aves; Passeriformes; Hirundinidae. Gene Ontology annotation, molecular function: transferase activity, transferring phosphorus-containing groups. The transcript has 4 exons. The coding region runs from base 1 to 1794 and encodes 597 amino acids.
AUGGGGGAGCGCAGCGCGGCGCGGCGGCGAGACACGGCCCGGCGGCUGGCGCGCUUCGCCGAGCUGCGAGGCGCGGCCGCCCGGCCCGGCGAGCUGUGGGACGCGGUGGUGCUGACGGCGGCGGACGCGGCGCAGGCGGACGCGUUCCGGGAGCAGCUGGCGGAGAAGCUGCGGCGGGGGCAGCUGCCCGCGGCUGUCCGGUACCUGGUGUGCGCCGACCCGCCGGGGCCCAGGAUCGGAAAUGGUGGAUCAACUCUUCAUGCUCUUCAGUGCUUGGAGGAGCAGUAUGGUGAUCAGUGGGCUUCCUUCACUGUGCUGCUAAUCCAUUCUGGUGGUUACAGCCAGCGUUUGCCAAAUGCAAGUGCCCUGGGCAAGAUCUUCACAGCCCUGCCCUUCGGGGAUCCCGUGUACCAGAUGCUGGAGCUGAAGCUGGCCAUGUACAUCGACUUCCCCCGUCACAUGAAACCAGGGGUGCUCAUCACGUGUUCGGAUGACAUCGAGCUGUACAGCACUGCAGUCACAGAAACCAUCACCUUCGACAAACCCGGGUUUACCGCGCUGGCUCACCCCUCAGACGUGGCAGUCGGCACCACGCACGGGGUGUUUGUGUUAGAUCCCGCCAGUUUUUCAGGAAAAGGAGGACUGGAAUACGGAUCCUGCCGUCGUUUCCUGCACAAGCCUGACGUGGAGACCAUGCAGCAGAGUGGUGCAGUGUGUGUGAGGGGGCACUGCCCUCAGCUCCUCUCCCCUGGGAACUGCGGAGACUCGGGCACGGCCUCGGAGUGUGUGUACACGGACAGCGUGUUCUACAUUGACCACAGCACUGCCAAGCAGCUGCUGGGGUUCUACAGGCAGAUCGGCACUCUUCGCUGUGAAAUAGAUGCAUAUGGUGACUUUCUCCAGGCCCUGGGGCCUGGUGCCACUCCAGAUUACACCAGAAACACAAGAAAUGUCUCCAGGGAGGACUCAGGGUUGGUGGGAGUGCGGCAGCAGCUGUACUCCCUCCUGCAGGGCACCCCCCUAAAUGUCAUAGUCCUCAACAACUCCCAGUUCUACCACAUCGGGACUACUCAGGAGUAUCUGUUUCAUUUUACUGCUGAGAGCAAGCUGAGAUUUGAGCUUGACUUGCAGCCUGUGGCUUUCAGCAUCUUCCCUGACACAGCCAAAACCUCGGAUGGGUUGAGCAUCAUCCAGAGCGUCCUGGAGCCCGGGUGUGCGGUAGGGCCUGGCUCUGUCAUUGAGUACUCCAGGAUUGGGCCUGAAGUCUCGGUAGGGAAAGGCUGCAUUGUUAGUGGGUCCUACAUAAAUUUCAGUGUAGACAUUCCCUCAGACUGCUUCCUGAGUUCAGUGAGUGUGAAAAUUACUGAUCAGGUGGAGUAUGUCACCAUGGUGUUCGGGGUGGGCGAUGACUUGAAAAAGAGCGUGAAAUCUCUGUGUGAUAUACACUCCCUCCAGUUCUUUGGAGCCAGCUUACCAGAAUGCCUUGACCUCUGGAGCAUAGAGCCUUCGGACCAGCUCUUCUCCAGUGAGGACUCACGCUUGGGGCUGUGGACCGCAAGGAUUUUCCCUGUUUGUCGUACCCUGAGUGACUCGGUUAGGAUGUCACUGGACAUGCUGAAUUCGGUGCAGCACAGGUCAGCUCUCCAACUGAGCUGCUUUCAGCUUCUGUCUGUUGAAGAAAUGCUCACCUACAAAGAUGUGAAAGACAUGCUGAAGUUUAGGAAGCAAAUUUAUGAUGAAAUCUGCCUACAAAGACAAAAAGAGAAGUCUGAUUUUAGAAUGAACAGUACUUGAACAAAUCUCCUGUUUUCAUUUGUGGAUUGAUUACUUCCCAGCAUGUAAGAAUCCUAAGGGAAAAGUACACAGAUCUCUUCUCUGAUCUCAUUGAAGUAGAAAUAAAGAAAUAGCAUAACAUUGGUAAAGCAGCAAAUGCAGAUAAACUGUUCUUUUGAUUAAAGUAGGGAAAUAUUUCGGGUCCGAAAACACUAACUGGUGACUUUUUGUGGGUUGCAUGUUAUGUCUUGUAGUUUUUGUCAGUAAUGAUAUGAUGCAGAAAAAAUAAUUGUCUAUUUGGCUAAAAAUUGCUUUAAAAGCUUUUAAAGGGUAGAAUAUUAGCUCCAGCAAUGUGAAAUAAUACAACCACUUAUGUUUCUCUCUUUUCAUGGUGCCAUUUUACAAUACAUUUUCAGUUAGGUAAAAUUAUUUAAAGUGCAUUUAAUUCAAGACAUCUUGUCUUAGGCAUUAAUAAAUUAUUCUCUUUUACUUUGUAAAUUUUUUGUCCUUUCCUGGUUUUCAUCAGAGAUUAUUCUUCCCCUUGUGACUCAUAGUACCGGGCUCAACACCUGCCACAAGACAUACUGAUUUAUUUUUUUUACUGGUAGUUGUUGGAAGCUGGCAGGGUGAUGAAGAGGCUGCCAGCUCUUUGUUACCCACGGAUUGGAUGUGGGUAACAGAGACUGUUGACUGAUGUGGCCAUGCAGAAAGCAGCAUUUUGUAUUUCUCUGAAGCAGCUCUGGGGGUUCAUCCUCCUGCGGGGCGGAGCAGCCCCCAGAGAGGUUCACUGUGAGUGGCACCGCAGUACCUGUCUUCAGAGGAACUCUCUUCCCCUUCUCCCCUUCUGCAAAUGAAGUUUACAACAAAGUCCUCCUGUUUCUAGUCCAGAUGCCCAAGAUCCAGCUCCAAAGGGGCGAAUCUUCUAUUUUUGAGAGUAUGCUGUGGAGUGUAUCAGAGUGAUUUGUCUGUAAACAUGAUGCAUUAUUUUCUCUUCAAUGUCUCUGCAGGUUUUCAUGUUUUAUUUAAUGUUUCAUGAUGACAGUGUUUAUCUCCCUGCUGACUGAAUUCCCAAAUGGCACCUUUUUUAUGCCACCUACGAGGCAGCAGAGGAACAUCCCCAGGGCAUUACCCACCCUUCUUUAACCUGCACUGGGUUUCUUCUUUGUUCAUAAACCUUCCAAGAAAAAAUACAAAGAAGCUAAACGUGGAGGUUGGGAAUUGCUGGAGUUGACU